AUGCCUAUUCAUUUAUCUCUUGAAGAUCGAUGGCGAAUCAUUUCAUUACGUUUAGAUCAAGCUAUGUCUUCAACUAGAAUAGCUGCCAUUGCUAAUUGCUCAAUUCGAACGGAUCAUAAUAUUUUACAAUUAUUUCGUGAGACGAACGAUGUCAUUGAACGUGAAGGUCGUGCUCGUGCUCGUGCUUCAUUGAAUAAUGAUGAUACUCAAAUAUUACGUCGACUAUUUUAUCGAGGUCAACAAAUCCAACGAAGUCGUGAUAGACCUUAUCAAGGUUUAAUGAAUAAUUUUAAUUGGUAUAAUGAUAAAAAUUUUAUUAUUCAAAAUGGAACUGAUCAAUGUUCACCAAACACAUUAAGUUUAAUUUUUUAUAAUACGUGUCAUGAAGAUACCCAACAUCAAACAACAUCAACAACACUUCAAGCUAUCGAUUUUUCAUAUGGAUUAACACACAACACCAUACGAUUAAGUACAAGUUAUAUGACAAUAGAUAGGGAAGUUAAUCAGACUAUUAUUCUUAUUCCAAGUGUUAUUAAAUCACAACUUUCCUCUUCAAUUGAUGAACAUCAAUACAGUGAUCAAGUAACUCUUUAUAAAACUGAAGCUGGACAUGAUCAUCAUAAUGAAAAAGUUCGUGGUAUUGAUGCAAAUGUUAAAAACUUAGGUGAAUUGGAACAAUGGUGUGAAGGUAAUGUAGAAGUGCCAAUUGAUGAAAAUAAAGCUUUUGUUGUAGCAUACAAAAUAUUAUAUGAUAAUGAAGAAUAUGAAGAUGAUGAAGAUAUCGAAGAAGAUGGAAAUAAAUUCCGUACAUUUAUAUCAUCUGUUCGUUUGCUCAACAUUGCAUCAAUGUCGUCACAUUUACAUGCUGAUGCUACAUAUAAAUUAGUUUGGCAAGGUUUUCCUGUUUUAAUUGUGGGUACUACUGAUUUUAACAAAGCAUUUCAUCCAUUUGGUUUAGCAGUAUGUUCAAAUGAAAAAACUAAAGAUUUUGAAUUUAUCUUCAAUACUAUUCAAGUUGGUAUGCAAAAAAUAAAUAAAGAUUUACUAAAACCAACAGCAUUGAUAUCUGAUGCUGCUGAUGCAAUUAAAAAUGGUAUCCAUUCUAAUGAACUUUCAGGUUUUAUGUAA
Rotaria sordida is the source of this 1128-nucleotide messenger RNA. The record is from the annotation of a GenBank genome assembly. NCBI's taxonomy places the organism in Eukaryota, Metazoa, Rotifera, Eurotatoria, Philodinida, Philodinidae.